AUUUUGAUUUUAGGUUAGACCGUAAAAUUUUAGAAUUUUCAAAAAAGGCUGAAAGAUUAAUUCAAGUUAUCUAUAUCUCAUUUGCGAAAAUAUUACAGUUUUUCAAGUCUUAAACUCUCAUUGAAAUCUCUAUUAGUUUCAUUCAAACCUGCAAGUAUUGUACUUACUUCCUGUACGUAGCGGUAACCAUACCAGAAAUUGAAUUGUAUCACGAUGAAGAUUGAAAAGAAACUUGCCAUGUGUAAGCUUUAUUUUUACGGUGGAUUUUUGUUUCUGCCUCUUUUGUGGCUCAUCAACGUAGUCUCGUUUUUUAAAAUAUCACAUAGAAAAUCAACAGUGCCUGCUGAACAAGAACUUUACCGGUUCGUCGUAAUGUCAGGAGUUGGCGUUGCUGUGUGGACUGUGAUUCUCUCUGUUUGGAUUUAUACGUACCAGACAAAUCGUGUGAAGUGGGGUGACUUCGGGGACGAUAUAUCUUUUUUGAUUCCAACUGGAUCAUAA
Messenger RNA from Bemisia tabaci, 501 nucleotides. The record is from RefSeq and is a predicted model, not a curated record. Lineage: Eukaryota; Metazoa; Arthropoda; Insecta; Hemiptera; Aleyrodidae.